AUGCUGGCGCGCAGCGCGCUCCAAAAGACAGCACCACGGGCCUUCUCGACGGCGCGGCCACUCGCCGAAGCGCCCAAGAUCCUGCUCGAAGACAAAGACAACGGGUUCGGGUUCAUCCGGCACAACCCACGGCCCGCGAAGCCGCGCACGGCGGGGGUGACGGAGAUCCGGGGCCCGUACUACAGCGCGAUGGGGCCCAACUACCUGUCGGACGUGCUCAAGACGAUGGGGCACCACGUGGACGGGCUGAAGUUUGCGGGCGGCAGCUUCAGCCUGUUCCCGGAGGCGGCGCUGCGCGAGCUGAUAGAGCUGGCGCACGCGCACGGCGUCUACGUCUCCACCGGCGGCUGGAUGGAGCACGUGCUGACGCAGAGCGACGCGGGCGCGGCCGUGGACCGCUAUCUCCAGAAGUGCAAGGACGUGGGCUUCGACGUCAUCGAGGUGAGCACGGGGUUCUUGUCGCUGCCGCAGCCCGACUGGCUGCGCUUGGUGGACCGCGUCCACCAGUUCGGCAUGAAGGCGAAGCCGGAGCUGGGCAUCCAGUUUGGCGCUGGUGGCGAUACUGAGGCAUCGGAUCUCGAGUCCAUGGGCUCCAGUGAUCCGAGCAAGGUCAUUAAUAUGGGCAAGAAGUUUAUCGAUGCCGGAGUCGAGCGCUUGAUGAUUGAGAGCGAGGGCAUCACCGAGAACGUCAAGAGCUGGCGCACCGACGUCAUUCAGGGUAUUCUCAAGGAGCUGCCCAUGGAGAAGGUCAUGUUUGAGGCUGCCGACCCCAAGGUUUUCAACUGGUACAUCCGCGAGUUCGGCGUCGACGUCAACCUCUUCGUCGACCACUCGCAGAUCGUCCAGCUCUCGUGCCUGCGCCAAGGUAUCUGGGGCAUGGCCGACACGUUCGGGAAGAUCACCACCUAUCGCCCUUCCUAA
Aplosporella prunicola CBS 121167 is the source of this 921-nucleotide messenger RNA. RefSeq lists its product as uncharacterized. The record is from RefSeq and is a predicted model, not a curated record. Lineage: Eukaryota; Fungi; Ascomycota; Dothideomycetes; Botryosphaeriales; Aplosporellaceae. Bases 1 to 921 code for a protein of 306 amino acids. The transcript is spliced from 2 exons.